Molecule: messenger RNA, 4182 nt
Organism: Salvelinus namaycush (lake trout)
Lineage: Eukaryota; Metazoa; Chordata; Actinopteri; Salmoniformes; Salmonidae
Product: CSC1-like protein 2
Exons: 24
Coding region: 364-2895 (843 amino acids)
Cellular component (GO): plasma membrane
Molecular function (GO): nucleic acid binding; calcium-activated cation channel activity
Source: RefSeq, a predicted model, not a curated record
CUUCCAAUUGCCGGUAAUUAUAUUCAUAGCGUUCGCGUCCAUUUUCGGUGUCGUUCAAAGGGACUGUGAAGCAAUUCGCCGCUUUUUUAACUUUUGCAACAACAAGCCCAUAAUGGAUUUCGAAUAUGUUUCUGACGCUUCUCAGUAGCUUACUCUCGUGAGGCUGAUUGCUUGGUUUCUAGACCUCGUCACCUUGGUGGGGGAUUUGUAACGAUAUAUUUAGCCUCUCUCGUUUGGGAUAUUGCCAUUGGAGCAAGAGAAGACACAAACGGAAAAUCAAAUUGGAUUGCCAGGUUUCCAGGAAGAUGCGGCUGUGAGCUUGCUCAGAGUGCUGAUCCUGUGGGUCUUCACCUGAUCGUGACCAUGGGGAUAUGGCCGGGGGGUGUCCGGGCCUGCAUUGCAGGCCAGGAGAACUGCUCUGCCAAUAAUGAGUCCAAAGCCUACUGUUACUCAGCCCGUAUCCGCAGCACCGUGCUUCAGGGCCUACCCUUUGGAGGGGUCCCCACAGUCCUUGCGCUGGACUUCAUGUGCUUCCUGGUGCUUCUCUUUGUCUUCUCAGUACUGCGGAAAGUGGCCUGGGAUUAUGGACGCUUGGCAUUGGUGACAGACGCUGACAGAUCGAAGAAGCGUUUCAACGGAUUGGAGGAGCGGGAAUAUGUUGCCUCAGCUCUGCAUUCUGAAACGCCAGACCGCUAUGAACGUCUCACUUCAGUCUCCAGCUCUGUCGACUUCGAUCAACGGGAUAACGGCUUCUGUUCCUGGUUAACUGCCAUCUUCAGAAUAAAGGACGAGGAGAUCCGGGAGAAGUGUGGCGAGGACGCCGUGCACUACCUUUCCUUCCAGCGCCACAUCAUCGGCCAGCUGGUGGUUGUUGGGGUUCUGUCUGUGGGCAUCGUCCUGCCGGUCAACUUUUCUGGAGACCUUUUGGAAAAUAAUCCAUACAGCUUUGGGCGGACCACUAUAGCAAACCUGAAGUCUGGGACUAACCUCUUGUGGCUCCACACUUCGUUUGCAUUCAUAUACCUGCUUCUGACUGUGUACAGCAUGAGACGACACACGUCCAAGAUGCAUUACAAGGAGGAUGACCUGGUGAAACGCACUUUGUUUAUUAAUGGGAUCUCCAAAUAUGCCGAAGAGGUCCACAUAAAACAACACUUUCAACAAGCCUAUGAGAACUGCACUGUUCUUGAUGCUCGAAUCUGCUACAACGUAGCCAAACUCAUGUCCCUGAAUGCUGAGAGGAAGAAGACAGAGCGCAGUUUAAAGUUCUUCACUGAUCUCAUGGCCAAAGAGCACAUGCCCACCAUGGUCAACCCCAAACCCUGUGGCCACCUCUGCUGCUGUGUCAUCAAAGGCUGUGAGCAGGAAGAGGCGGUGAGCUUCUAUACUAAGCGGGAGGCCAAAUUGAAGGAGGAGUACAGAAAGGAGAAAGAGAAGGUCAACACUAAACCUCUUGGCAUGGCGUUCGUCACUUUCCAGAAUGAGGCCAUGACUGCAAUAAUCCUAAAGGACUUCAAUGCCUGCCAAUGCCAUGGCUGCACAUGUCGCCAAGAGCCCAAGUCAUCCCAGUUCAGUGAAAGUCUCCACAUCUACAACUGGAGUGUGAGCUAUGCUCCUGACCCUCAAAACGUGCGCUGGGAGCAUUUAUCGUUGGGGGGGGUUUCCUGGUGGAUUCGCUGCUUCAUCAUCAACUGCAUCCUUUUCCUCCUGCUCUUCUUUCUCACCACGCCCGCCAUCAUUAUCUCCACGAUGGACAAGUUUAACGUCACCAAGCCUGUGGAGUAUCUCAAUAACCCCAUCAUCACCCAGUUCUUCCCUACUUUGCUCCUGUGGGCUUUCUCUGCCCUGCUGCCCACCAUCGUCUACUACUCUGCUUUCUUCGAGAAACACUGGACGAGGUCGGGGGAGAACCGGACCACCAUGCACAAGUGCUACACCUUCCUCAUCUUCAUGGUCCUCUUGCUGCCUUCACUGGGUCUUAGCAGUUUGGAUGUCUUCUUCCGCUGGCUGUUUGAUAAGAAAUUCCUUGCUGACGCCACUGUCAGAUUUGAGUGUGUCUUCCUCCCUGACAACGGAGCCUUCUUUGUCAACUAUGUCAUCGCCUCAGCGUUUAUCGGUAACGCCAUGGACCUGCUGCGGAUUCCAGGCUUGCUCAUGUAUAUGAUCCGACUGUCCCUGGCCCGUUCCUCUGCAGAGAGGCGCAACGUAAAGAGGCAUCAAGCGUUUGAAUUCCAGUUUGGAGCGGCCUACGCCUGGAUGAUGUCCGUCUUCACUGUAGUUAUGACAUACAGCAUCACCUGUCCAAUCAUCGUCCCCUUUGGUCUGAUGUACAUGCUGCUGAAGCACCUGGUGGAUAGAUACAACAUGUAUUACGCUUACCUUCCCUCGAAACUGGACAAGAAAAUCCACUCAGGUGCUGUCAAUCAGGUGGUGGCAGCUCCCAUCCUCUGUCUCUUUUGGCUGCUAUUCUUUUCCACCAUGCGCACAGGCUUUGUAACCCCCACGUCCAUGUUCACUUUGGUGGUCCUAAUCAUCACCAUUGUGGUAUGCCUGUCGCACGUCUGCUUCGGCCACUUCAAGUACCUCAGCGCUCACAACUACAAGGUACGGGUCACUGUGCUCAAGAUUGACACCAAGGAAACAGAUGUUGACGUGGUUGAAAAUGGCCGCCCACCACUCCGCACCUUCUCCUCUCCUUCUAAUAAGUCUCAGCAACCAACGUACAUUGCCCAGGUCUUACAGGACCCAAUCAUGGAUGACGCUUGCACAGGCAGUGGGGAGGAAGAUCGGGGGUCCUCACAGGAUGAGGAGAUGAUCAACACUGGGAAUAGUCUCAAUGAAGCUGACUUCCAGUCCGGUGAAGACAGCCUCAUAGCCAACGAGGUCCACCAGUAACACUACCAGCUGAGAAAGGGGAAAGAGCGAAAGAUGGUGAGAGAGGGAUUUUGGAGAGGAUGAAUGCCAGACUCGAACAACAAACCACCAACUUCACUUUGGAUUCUAAAACAAUUUGCAGUCAUUCCUCCCCCAUGCUCCCCCACUCUGUCACCUUUUUUCAGUUGUGCCUCUGCACAUUGGCAUUACCAGAAAAUGCCAGAUACAUCACAUCACAACACACACACACACACACACACACACACACACACACACACACACACACACACACACACACACACACACACACACACAGUGUAAUUGUGAAUGGUUUUGUUAAGUUUAAUUUGGAGCUUGUCUGUGCGGAUUCUUCAAAGUCCCCUCAGUGUAUUUUGAACACCUAUCGGAGCGAUAUGAAUCUGGGUGUUGACGCCCCUUGUUUUAUUUAUUUAUCUACUGGAGUCCUACACUUUUAUGGAGCUUCUAUGGAGCACAAGUCCAACACUGGUUUUCAUCAAAUCCAAAAAGAUGGAGUCCCAGGAAAGAAACCAUACAAUAGCAUAGACUUUGUACAUAUCCCAAAAUAUGCCAACCGUUUUUGUGUCUCUUAUUGGAAAGAGGAGGUCAAAAUUGUGCCUGGUUUGGGUUUCUUUUCAUCUAUGUUUCCUUACUAAAUCCCCAUCAGGGUGGCUCAGGACUGGUGGAGAGGUCAUGAAAAUUAGGCUACCAAGCCUGCUCCAAACACAGGUCCCAUGAACUUUUAUGGAUCUACAGACGCAUACCCAAACUAAACUUUGUUCAUUCUUGUCAACGUGCAAAGCACCCUGCAUUAGGUCUUCUUUCUCAUAGCUUAUGAACAAAAUGACUUGCUUGCCCCUUUUUUCUUUGAAAUCUUAUGUUCGUCAUAAGAUAUUCACUCUGCCACUGAACAUCCUAGCCAGUGGUUGGAGACACCAUCUUAACAUGACGUAUAAAAACAUGAUGCAGUCACUGUCAAGUUUGUGUAUUAUUAUUUUUUACUUCAUGUGUCUCACGUCACUGAAUGGGCACUGUUGGAGGAUAUUAGGGCCAUCACAUCGGCCCUCUGUUGUGUCAUCGAUAUUCCAAAGAUGGCAGUGGGCAUGGCAUGCCAAACAGCCAACAGACCAGGGUCCGCUCAGAUGGAUUGUGGGGUUUCUGGUGUGACGUGUGUUGUCAUGGCAUUUGUCUACUGUCCUCCUGCCUGUGAUGCCCUGUCAGUCACCUGGUCUUGCUGCUCCCCAUCUCAGUUUCCAAAGGGUCAGUCGUGGAUGGCUUGGCGACUCUUGC